CAAUAACAAAUUCCGGGUACGUAUGAUGUCCUGUCUAUAAAUACACAAGUAUUUAGCUCUUCAUACUCAUUCAGAAAUAAAAGUGUAAAGCUCUUCCUUGCAGUGCAACAGGAACUAUUAAGCUUUUCAUAUUUCUGAAUUUGAGAUCGGGUUGAGGUUGAGGUUUGGGAAACAUGUCAGAGAUUGAAAUCCAAGCGCAGAGUGUAGAGAACCCAGAAGCUGAUUAUGAGAAGCUGGUAUUGGAGUUAGAUAGUAAGGCGGAAGUGGUGUUGUCAACAACCACCGCAAACUUCGGCAAAAGCCCACGAUUACAUAUAAUUGACACACAUUUCUGGUCUGGCCGUGCCAUUUCAGGCUUCCCUGCUCUUCAUAAGCAUUUCUAUGCCGUUCCUAAGCAGCAAGGCACCCUUCCUCAAGGCAUCAAAUGGGGCCUCGUCUAUGCUGAUGGCGAUGAAACUACUGCUCGUAAGUGGGUUGCAGCUUUUGAUACCACUGCCGGCAAGGCUUAUGCUGAAGCUGGACCAAUAGGUCCAGUCGACUGGAAUGUUGUUGAAGUUAAGUUGGAUGCAUCAGAAAGCAAAAGCAUUUAUACUGACCCAAUUAUGGGAGGCAUCACCACAGCUGAGAUUAAUGGUCUUACCGCAAAAGCAAUUUUCAGUGGAUGAUUAACUUGCUAAUUAAGAUCAUUACUACUACAACUAUGUAUGCGCUAUGCAACAAUAAUAACGAUCCUUGUGUUCUCUAUUUACCAAACUUGCUUUCAAAUAAUUUAAGGUGUGAUGUUUCCGUUUGUUUUAUUGCUGAAAAUGUUUUAGUUUGUCAUUUGGCAGAAAUCGUUGAAUAUUAAUAAAAUGUGUUUUUCUUUAAUUA
Molecule: messenger RNA, 870 nt
Organism: Spinacia oleracea (spinach)
Lineage: Eukaryota; Viridiplantae; Streptophyta; Magnoliopsida; Caryophyllales; Amaranthaceae
Exons: 3
Coding region: 174-665 (163 amino acids)
Source: RefSeq, a predicted model, not a curated record